Messenger RNA from Trematosphaeria pertusa, 892 nucleotides. RefSeq lists its product as uncharacterized. Lineage: Eukaryota; Fungi; Ascomycota; Dothideomycetes; Pleosporales; Trematosphaeriaceae. The record is from RefSeq and is a predicted model, not a curated record. Bases 91 to 753 code for a protein of 220 amino acids. The transcript has 3 exons.
CCCCGAUCUGUUGCCACCUCGAAUUCACUCUUCCAGUCGCGACUUGAACCCGCGACUUUCUCAACACACCGCUACCGCCCCGACGUCAACAUGGCAAAGCAACCCGUCGCUUGGAAGAAGCGCAUUCUGCUGCCUUUCUGGGCUGUCAGGGUAGUGCUAAUGCUCUUUAUCAUCGGUGUUUAUGCCUGGGCGCUCAAAGUGUUGAGGGAUGAGGGAUACGACGACCUUCCAGGAAUCGGCGUUAUCGUCGUCUUCAUGCUCCUCAUAAUUGCCGUUCUACUCAUGGACAUCCUCCAAAUCCUCAUGUUCCUGCGCGAUUCCCUAAGCCCGCUCUCCUUCCUCAUCAUGAAUUCAGUACAAACGGCCUUCUGGGCAGCAGUGCUGCUGCUGGACCUUGUCUCUAUUGCAAAGAAGGAGUCGAAUGCUACGGGCAUCGGACUUGUCGUAUUCAUCUUUCUUACUUUCCUCGCCCUCCUCGUAUAUGCUGCGGUCGGCUUCCACCGUCAACGACAGCAAGCCAAACGCGGCCAUUACGCCCCGGCACAUAAUCCUGCAAUGCCCGCUCCGAACGCUCCAGCUGGGGUUCCAUCGCCGUACCAUGCUCCUCCUGUGUACCAGCAGAACACCGCAUACCAUUCGCCGGCCCACACUCCGGCGCCAACCCACAAUCCAUACCAGCCUCCGUACCAAGCUCACGGUGCUGCGGCGGACUACUACAAUGAGCAACCUGCAAAGCCGGCUCACAUGGUUUAAGAGAUGCAAGACUGGUUGGACGAAGGCGUUACGGAGAAACCUUCAAUCUCGGCAUGGAUGACGUCCAUGAUAGGAACUGCUAGCGAUAUGGCCUAUGAAAUGGACUUAAUGCACAAGGUCCGCCAUUGAUUCAUAUGAA